Molecule: messenger RNA, 2120 nt
Organism: Carassius auratus (goldfish)
Lineage: Eukaryota; Metazoa; Chordata; Actinopteri; Cypriniformes; Cyprinidae
Product: retinoic acid receptor RXR-gamma-B
Exons: 11
Coding region: 408-1805 (465 amino acids)
Biological process (GO): regulation of DNA-templated transcription
Cellular component (GO): nucleus
Molecular function (GO): nuclear steroid receptor activity; sequence-specific DNA binding; zinc ion binding
Source: RefSeq, a predicted model, not a curated record
UGUAGUUCACUUGGGAAGAGGAAUCAAGAGGGGUGCGGAGCUCCUCCAGGACAAGAGCCGACAAUAAACUGACUCGGGAUGGAUACUCACGACACAUAUUUACAUCUCCGUGGCUCGCCUGGGCUGAUAUAUUUAAUGACACUCAGAGCCUCUGUCCGGGCAGACCGUGGCCUUUGCAGAAGGAGUUUUGUCAAAGGCGAGAGAGGCUGAUCUUUGUGGCAGUAAACGGUUCCUGCUGGAUUCAGUGGUUGAUAAUCCGAGUAAUCCCAUAAACCAGCAGACUCCUCCCUGCGGAUCCUCCUCCUACGGCCGUCCUGUUUCACUCAUAUCCCAUCUGUUCCAUCAGCGGAGUGAGUCUUUGUGCUCUGCUGUGCCUGGUGAGGUUUGGUCGAGUGGUGCUCGCAGUCAUGUGGCAUCCGGCGGCGUUGCCUCUUCAGGGUCAGAGUCACGACAGAGAGGGUGGUCACUACAGCCACUACACUAGUGCUCUUAAUUCACCCCACUCUCAACCACCACCCCUGAGCCCCAUGGUGGGUCAUCCGUCUGUCAUCAGUUCGUCCCGCCCUCUGCAGUCGCCCAUGAACACCCUGGCCUCAUCCAUGAAUGGCCUAGCCUCACCCUACUCGGUCAUCUGCCCUUCUCUGGGUUCACCAUCAAUUUCCUUGCCCUCUACUCCCAGUAUGGGCUUUAACACCCUCAGCAGCCCACAGAUGAACUGUUUAAAUGUGACAAGCUCAGAAGACAUCAAGCCUCCACCAGGAUUGGCUCCGCUGAGCAACAUGAGCAGCUAUCAGUGCAGCAGCCCUGGAUCGCUCUCCAAACACAUCUGUGCCAUUUGUGGGGACCGAUCUUCAGGAAAGCACUAUGGUGUUUACAGUUGUGAAGGUUGCAAAGGCUUCUUUAAGAGGACCAUCAGAAAAGACCUGACCUACACGUGUCGAGACAGCAAAGAGUGCCUGAUAGACAAACGCCAGCGCAAUCGCUGCCAAUAUUGCCGCUACCAGAAGUGCCUGGCCAUGGGCAUGAAGCGGGAAGCAGUCCAGGAAGAGAGGCAGCGUGGGAAGGAGAAAGGUGAUAAUGAGGUGGAAUCAACGAGCAGCUUUAAUGAAGACAUGCCUGUGGAUAAGAUUCUGGAUGCAGAACUCGCAGUAGAACCUAAGACUGAGACAUACACAGAGAACAGUCCAGUCAACUCAACUAAUGACCCAGUCACUAAUAUCUGCCAUGCAGCUGACAAACAACUGUUUACUCUGGUGGAGUGGGCCAAGAGGAUACCUCAUUUCUCUGAUCUGCCUUUGGAUGAUCAGGUCAUUUUGCUUCGAGCAGGAUGGAACGAACUCCUCAUUGCUUCAUUCUCUCAUCGCUCAAUCACAGUUAAAGAUGGCAUCUUGCUGGGCACAGGCCUCCAUGUCCACAGGAGCAGUGCUCACAGUGCAGGUGUCGGCUCCAUUUUUAACAGGGUAUUGACAGAGCUGGUAUCUAAAAUGAAGGAUAUGCAGAUGGAUAAGACAGAACUAGGCUGCCUUAGAACCAUUGUCCUCUUCAACCCUGACGCCAAAGGCUUGUCUAACCCAGCGGAGGUAGAGGCACUGAGGGAGAAAGUUUACGCUUCACUGGAGACCUACACUAAACAGAAAUACCCUGACCAGCCUGGCAGGUUUGCUAAACUUUUGUUGCGUCUUCCUGCCCUCCGAUCCAUCGGACUCAAGUGUUUGGAGCACCUAUUUUUCUUCAAGCUGAUUGGAGACACACCCAUAGACACUUUCCUAAUGGAGAUGCUGGAAGCACCCCAUCAGAUCACGUGACACAAGUUCCAACGGACCAUUUAUUUUUGUACAUAUUCUUAUGUAACUAAUAUAAUAACCAACUUGAUUGAAGAUAUUGCAGUACACUGCAUAUUUUAUACAAAGCACAAAUUAUUAUUCUUUUUAAAAAAUAUGAGCACGUCUCAAAAUAUACAGAUGAAAUUAAGUUUACUGGUAUGGUUUCGAGAAGAAAUGUUUCUGUAAAUAGCUAAUGUCAGGUAUUGUAAGGUUUUUAGAAGAAUUGUUUCUGUAAAUAGCUAAUGUCAGGUAUUCGUUGUGGCAAUGCAAUAAAGAAAUUAUAUUUUAUUCAAGGAA